AGGAGGCGGGCGGCGCCAUGAGCCUGGUGCUGCGCAACGCCCAGCGCGCCGUGCCCCUGCGGCGGGCCCCGCUGCGCCGCGCCCUCUGCGCCCUGCGCGCCGCCCUGGGCGCCUCCCGCUUCCCCCUGGCGCUGGUGUGCGCCGGCGACCGGCUGAUGCGGCGGCUGAACGGCCGCUACCGGCAGCGCCCCGAGCCCACCGACGUCCUCUCCUUCCCCUUCCACCGGCUGGCGCCGGGGGAGCUGCCGCGGCCGCGCUCGCGCGACGAGUACUACUUGGGGGAGAUCUUCCUGGGGGUGGAGUUCAUCCAGCAGCAGUGCCGGGACAGCGGGGAGGACCUGCAGGGCGUCCUGGUGGCGACGGCAGCGCACGGGCUGUGCCAUUUGCUCGGCUACCGGCACGACACCGAGCCCGAGUGGCAGCAGAUGUACCAAAAAGAGUUGGAGAUUCUGGAGGAGCUGAACCGCCUCACCGGCACCAACCUGCGGCCCCUGACCGCGGGCCUCUUCUGAGGGGGCGAG
Messenger RNA from Apus apus (common swift), 521 nucleotides. RefSeq names its product ybeY metalloendoribonuclease (gene YBEY). The transcript has 3 exons. Gene Ontology annotation, molecular function: metalloendopeptidase activity. NCBI's taxonomy places the organism in Eukaryota, Metazoa, Chordata, Aves, Apodiformes, Apodidae. The record is from RefSeq and is a predicted model, not a curated record. Gene Ontology annotation, biological process: rRNA processing. The coding region runs from base 18 to 512 and encodes 164 amino acids.